Molecule: messenger RNA, 2763 nt
Organism: Scylla paramamosain (green mud crab)
Lineage: Eukaryota; Metazoa; Arthropoda; Malacostraca; Decapoda; Portunidae
Exons: 4
Coding region: 282-2441 (719 amino acids)
Source: RefSeq, a predicted model, not a curated record
ACAACUCCUAACGAAGCACCGAGCGAGGCAGCAACGUUCGCUGUGCAGACUUCGAGCUAUGAUGUGACGAGAAGAAACCAAAAAAAAAAAAAAAAAAAAAAAUCGCGGGGGAAGAAACGUGUGCAUUGAAACUCCCAUGCUGUGAACAACAAGCCCCUUCGGUCUUCCCAUGUCCCGCCUAAUGCAAGGACUUCAAGUGUUCAACUGGACGAUAACUACUGUGGCUUUUACUUCUGAACACAGUAGUUGACGUGGGUGCGCGGGAGACGUCUUCAAGAAACAUGGCAGCCACCCACAUUCCUCCUGUCACUCCCGCCCCUUCAUCUCGCCCAGAGCGGAGGAAGCGAGAUGAGAGGGCGAGGGAGGCGGCAGCAGCAACACAGGCCCUCGUGGCCCACUCACGACCCAGACAGGUGGGCUCCACGCCCCCCACCAGGCGCUCCUUCAGGCUGGCUGGCGGCGCCCCAGACCCUGGCUGUGGGCACGCCAUGCUGCCCCUGUGGCUGGAGGAGUCCAACGGUACCACCCUCCCGGUACAUUAUAAUUCAGUGGUGAGAGGGACAGAACAGGACUCCUCCUUUGAGAGGCGUUGGGACUCCCUCAUGAACAAGAGCAAGGUCCACUCCUCGUGUCAAACAGAGAGGCCGCCAGGCUGGGACGACGUGACUCACCGGAAUGCAAGCGUGAAGAAAGACAAACGUUCCAGGUUUUGCCCCUCUAUUGUGAUUCAGGAGCCCAGCAAGGCGUGGCCGGCCAUCCCUGUAAGCCACAAGCUCCCUGCUCCCCCUGCCUCUGUGCGUUCCCGAGCGGCGGCCCAGCAGACGCAUCAUUCUGUAGCUCACGAGCAAAACGCGCUCAGCAUGAGAAGAUUCUCUGAGCAAGUGCACGAAAUGUUCACAGAUGACUUUCUUCAGAUUCCUCUUGAGCCUGCCACCUCCACUUCCAGCCUUGGGUCAGAGUCUUCCACUUCAGAGGUGGCGCAGCUCUCGGCCUCCAUCACUGACGUGGCUCACCAAUCAUCCUUCACCUCAGAUGUACCUCAACACCUUUCAUCUAUUUCAUACGCUACUCAAGAGAUUCCCUCCUCGGACGUUGCUCACCAACUCUCUUCCACUUCACAUGUAACUCAGCAAUGCUACUCAAACUCGGGUGACAUUCAGCAACUCUCCUUCACCUCAAGUGUGGCUCAGCUCUCUUCAGUCAUCAGUGAGACUCGGCCUUCCACAUCCAGCACGGCGCACCAGGUCUCCUCUCGCGGCAGCGAUGCUCAAACGUCGUCCUCCAACGCCGGUGACUGUCAUAUGUGGCUCUCAUCUGACAGCUUCUUCUGCGAGGACUUCUCCUGCAGUGAUGGAGACCGCAGGAACGAUGAGGAGGCUGAGUAUCCUCAACUUGACUCCCUCCACAGUCCAUCUUGUCCCAGCGUGAUGCAGACUGUGAACUCCGAAACGUGGACCGUCAGAGAGCCGGAAGAGGAGACGGAAGAAGAUGAAAUGCAGUUGUCUGCAUCGUCAUCUCCUAACAGAGUGAUUGGGAACACCCGUUCCUUCGUCUCCAUGUCGAAUAGUUCAGACACCGCCAUCAACAGGGAAGUCGCGACUCUCCGUGUGGCAGACGCGCCGCGGCGCCAACACUGGGUCCAGUUUGAUAGUGGUCCAGUAGAACGGUGGACUCCUGCAACUCCUCCUCUGGUUAUUGCACCGAGUCCUCCACCGGCUGAGACAGAUUCCACCCAUGUCGAGGCCCCACUCCAGCCUUCCCCACCACCCAGCGUGCCGAGCCUGUCCAUUCGAGAGAGACCAAGGUCCAGUCCUACCCAUGCAGGCAACUACAGCGGCAGGCUGAUCAGGACCUACUCGCAGCGAGGAUGUCGAGCGAGUAAGCGUGUCAUCAACUCUGUCAGUCGGCGCAUGAGCGUUACCGAAUACGGUAGGCUUCCUGAGCCUCAGGCGCCCAUGUACUCCAGGGCGGCAAUGACCAUGCAGACUGGACCAGGCCUUUUCGAGGACACCGCUUCGCCCACAGAGCCAGAGUGUCCCCGUGGGGAGGAAAAGCGAGUCCAGCCUGAAGAGCUUAAAAAUAAGCCCAUGUCGUCUCUAAAGGAGCCUGCCGCUCCCCGCCGAGUGGGCUCCAUGCGAGCACCGCGCAUGUCAGGCGCACUCCUGAGGCGGUCUCUGUCGCUUAACUCCCCCCGCAAGGAGUCCAUCGAUGUGCCCUUCCAGAAACUGACAGAACAGCGUCCUGGCUCCUUCCGCAGGGCUCUGGGGGCUCUGGCUCGAAGCUUCAGAAGGAAAUCCAACAAACCAGAUAUGGCGACCAAUGACAACGGUUCCUUCACUCACGGGAAGCAGACGCCGCAGGCCCCAAGGCUGCCCCGCAGAGCUGCCAGACAAAGCUACUCUUCCACCCAUGAAUGGGACCGCCCCGCGAGGUUCGUUUGAAUUUGUUGCGCGUUUUCAGAUUGUGGAGUGUUUGCGGCGAGUCUUGAGACAACAUCCAGUGGCUGGUGCGGGAAACGAGCCACUUGGCAGCUGACUCUAUUCUGUUUGAUGUUGUGAUCUGUUCCCUACCCUCUCAAAUUGUGGUGUGCAAUAUUUCUGGCCAUUCUUACUUGAAGGAACUGCAUGAUUAGUGCAAGGCUGUUCUUUCUUGCCCACAGAUCCAGGAAGUUACGAUCGCCAGAGAUGUGUCGCGGACUUCUUAUCAUAAAGAUGAAAUAUGAUAUGUAUCUUGAGCGAAUUAAAUUUUCCACUUACGCAUUCU